This is a messenger RNA of Aspergillus steynii IBT 23096, 2338 nucleotides long. RefSeq names its product mitochondrial distribution and morphology protein. The record is from RefSeq and is a predicted model, not a curated record. Gene Ontology annotation, cellular component: mitochondrial inner membrane. Lineage: Eukaryota; Fungi; Ascomycota; Eurotiomycetes; Eurotiales; Aspergillaceae. Gene Ontology annotation, biological process: mitochondrion inheritance. Bases 136 to 2292 code for a protein of 718 amino acids. The transcript is spliced from 3 exons.
CGGAACUUGGUCCCAACUUCUAUCACUUUGCCUUUAUCAGCCCUUCUCUAUCAACUCUACGGCGCCUUUCCACCUGCCCCCCUUGCUACUUCCUUCUCGUCAAUCUCGCCAGUUAUCCAGUAUGUGACGGCAAUCAUGCCUGGCAACUUCGGACGCAGGUUAUACUCCAAUUUUUGGGCAAGAACAAGCCCUUUUUUUGGACUGGGACAACAGACAAGUCGUACUCUUUUUUUCUCCGAUGCAGCAAAUCUGAAUGGUUAUGUUCAUGGCUUUUUAGCCAGGCAACAGUUUCGAGGGGCGUCGACAAUACCGCCACGGCGAACGACUCAGAUUACCCGACGAUUUGCUUCCGGGGGCUUUUUUGUCCUUGGAUUCUCUCCAAAUUCUGCGGCGGUGGAAACCGGAACCACCUGUGCUAUCACUCCGGAAAAGAUAAUUUCGCAUCGAAACUAUCAAUUCGACCGCAAAUUCUUUCGGGGACUUUCGCGGACUGUAUCGAAGCGGCAGUUGCACACCAAGGAUGACGGCUCGAAACCAAAAGCGCAGAAGGACUCCGUAAACUCGGAGAAUGGCGAGACCCUCAAAUCACAGAUCAGUGAAAAAGAUGCCCACUUGCAGGUCCCAUUCUCCAAGCAGGCGAUAAAUGAGCAGACUCCAGGGGGGGCAUCAAAUCGACAUUUGAUGGAUCGUUUACCACACAUGUCACAGCUCCAUCGACCUACAAAGGAGGAACUCUUGGCCGCAGCCAAUGGCUUCUGGUCUAGGCUCAAAGUACGCUUCAAGUGGUUCUCAAUCCGUAGCGUGCGACCCUUCAAUCUCGACGAAAUAACAGCUCUUUUUUCGUGGGUGCUGUUGGGCCAUGUGCUGUGGAUUGUCCUAGGGACCACGACAUUUUUCUCUUUGCUCAUUCUUGCAAUCAACACCGUCCUGGCUCAGGAAACGCUUGCUGGUUGGAUAGGCAAUUACCUUACAAGGUCUUCCGGUGUGAAGGUAGUGUUUGAAUCUGCAAUUGUUCCCCGAUGGGGGGACGGUGUCAUCACCUUUAAGAACGUUUUCGUCUCAAGACGACCAGGUCAAGGUACUGGCCAUGUUAGUAAAGGCUCCUCGAAAACUGCUGCUGCCGUGGCCGCAGCCGCGGCUCUUAAUGAACCACCCAGCCCCGAUACAGCGGAACAGCGACCGUUGUCUGAUGAAGAGGAUACAAAUUACACACAGUUCGAUUUGUCGAUCGAGACCGUCAACGUUACGCUGUCGUUCACGAAAUGGAUCAAUGGCAAAGGCCCUCUUCGUGAUGUCGAAGUAAAGGGGAUACGGGGAGUAGUGGACCGUAGGCAUGUCUACUGGCCAAAUGUUGACUUGGACCCUAAAUCCUACCGGCAUGAGCACAACCCCGGCGACUUCGAGAUUGACUCAUUCAAGAUGAACGAUGUCCUGGUCUCAGUUUACCAGCCGGAUAAUUUUAGACCAUUCUCCGUUAGCAUAUUUUCCUGCGAUCUUCCGCAGCUGAGAAAGCAGUGGCUUUUCUAUGAUUUCAUGUCUGCUAAUAUGAUGUCGGGGUCUUUCGACAACUCUUUGUUCACCAUUCAUCCUCGCCAAACCCACAGUUUCACCGGCGCACGGUUGGGUGGCGAGGAUGACGGGGAUGGCAAACCAAACCCGUGGAAGAAACAUAGCAGGAUUCGCAUCGAUGGGCUAAAUAUUGACCAUCUGAACCGUGGGGUACAAGGCCCCUUUUCUUGGAUUCACGAAGGAACGGUCGAUAUCGUGGCCGACAUUAUGUUCCCGGCCGAAAAUGAUGAAAGCCUGACCAAGGUGGUGACCGAUCUGUACGAUCGAUUGGAGGCCACUGUAACAUCCAACCGGUAUGACGACUCGGGCUUGCACAGUGCCGAUGCGACUGGUGAGCCCGGGGACAGCGAUCAGAGGCGGUUCUUGAUCACCGAUCUGCGGCUACAUUUGAACAACGUGCGGGCCGUUGUGCCUCUUUUCACACGAGACCUAUCCUACAUCAACAACGCCUUAAUACGCCCCAUCGUCGCAUACAUCAAUUCCCGGCGAACCUUCAUUCCAGUCAACUGUCGCCUCGUCAAGCGCCUUGGCGAUUUCGAUGGCAGCUGGACCACCUUCGACAGCGGCUUGAUGGAUGACCUUUCGGCGGCGGUAUACGAUGCGUUUGCUCGAGACGUGGUGGACGAGCAGGCACGCAAGCGACGGUUCAAGAAGGUUGGUUUCUGGUCUCUUCAGCUCGCAGCCCAGGCGAUCUUCAUGGGAAUGGCUGGCAACAUCGCAUGAUUCUGUACAUUUUUCCCGGUUUAAUGAUUGAAAUAGCCACGGGGAU